GAGAGAGAGAGAGAGAGGUAUGGAAGUGAAGGGAGGGGUAAAAUGAGCACCAAGCAGCAGUUGGAGGCAAAAGCGUUAUAGUCGGAGACAAAACGAUGAGGAUUAGACAGAGAACGAGAGACAGCGAGUGAGUAAAACACACGUGACGGGGCAAACACUCACACGCUUGUUUCCACGGUGACAACAUGGGGGCGGUUGUUGGCACAUUGGCUAUGCAGACGAGACAGCGGCGACCAUCAAGAGAUAAACUAGAUGAUGAAUUGGAGUUGUCGGUAGUUUGUCAUCGUCCUGAAGGAUUGGAGCAACUACAGGCACAAACUAGCUUCAGCAAGAAAGAACUACAAGUGCUGUACAGGGGCUUUAAAAACGAAUGUCCCAGUGGAGUCGUGAAUGAGGAGACCUUCAAACAAAUCUACUCACAGUUCUUUCCUCAAGGAGAUGCCAGCACAUACGCACAUUACCUGUUCAACGCUUUUGACUCCUCCCACAAUGGAUCCAUCAAAUUUGAGGACUUUGUGACCGCUCUGUCCAUCUUACUGAGAGGCUCAACAACAGAGAAGUUACAGUGGACCUUUAAUCUAUACGACAUCAACCAAGAUGGUUACAUUAAUAAAGAGGAAAUGACGCAUAUAGUGAAAGCCAUUUAUGAUAUGAUGGGCCGUUUUACAUAUCCUGCCCUGAAGACUGACACCACCAAACAACACGUGGAUGCUUUCUUUCAGAAAAUGGACAAGAAUAGAGACGGAGUGGUCACACUGGAUGAGUUUAUCCUCUCUUGUCAAGAGGAUGAAAACAUCAUGCGAUCAUUGCAGCUCUUUGAGAAUGUCAUAUAGCCACAGGAAGAUGGAGGAUGAGAGAGGAUUUAAUACAAGAGUGAGCGGAGAAACGGAGGGAACGAAACAUGAACUUUGAAGCUGAUCAGUGUUAUGGCCAAAAGGAGGAAAGACUUUGACCCUCAUCACUAUGGUUACAGAUGUGACUGUUUGUUCUUCAGAUCUGUCUUAGACUGUCUUUACUUUGUUGCCAUAGCAAUAUGAUGUCUGCUUAACCUGCUGGAAAACAAGCAUUUUCUAUGUCUUCAGAACUUUUUUUCUUUUUAGACAGUUUGACCAUGUCUGACCCUAUCAGACCUUAUCUCACCCUAUCAGUCAUUAUCUGACCCUAUCAGACCUUAUCUCACCCUGUCUGACCCGGUCUAAUAUUAUCUGACCCUAUCAGACCUUAUCUCACCCUGUCUGACCCGGUCUAAUCUUAUCUGACCCUAUCAGACCUUAUCUCACCCUGUCUGACCCGGUCUAAUCUUAUCUGACCCCAUCAGACCUUAUCUCACCCUGUCUGACCCGGUCUAAUCUUAUCUGACCUUAUCUGACCCUAUCAGACCUGAUCUCACCCUAUUAGACCUUAUCUGACCCUAUAAGACCUUAUCUCACCCUGUCUGACCCGGUCUAAUAUUAUCUGACCCUAUCAGACCUUAUCUCACCCUAUAAGACCUCAUCUGAUCUUAUUUGACCUUACCUGGCCCUAUCUGACCACUUUCUUUCUGUUCCAGAAAAAUGUAUGUUGAUAACCAAACGGAAGGAGGUUUAGAAAGCAUGUGUUACUUGUGUUAAUCAUGUGCGUGUCUAAGCAGAUAGAGCAGGUUUAAUUUAUGAAAUUAAACGGGUUCAUUUAUGCCCGGUGGGGUUCCCAGAGGUCCUUUAAAAACCCAUCUUCUUCCGUCUGAACUUUGCAGAACUGAAUUACUGUGAUCAGUCCUAAAAUAUCUUGUUGAUCUUUGAUGUGUCCAAGUAUUUUCGUGUGUUUAAGAGCUGUCCGUGGUGGAUUUAAGUGAAUUUUUUUGCAGAACUACUUCUGAUACGCUCAACGUUUCUACGCUAAACACACAAAUGUUUAUCAUGUUUCCCUAUUUUUCAGAGAAAAACCCUUUCCUUGUACUUCUAAUGAACCAACCAAUCAGCGGUCAUUCAACUGGAUUUACAUAACCAAUCAGCAGUCGUUCAGCUUUAUCCCAACUAAAGUGAUAAAGUAGUUCGAGAGCAGCAGCGCGUCUCAUUAAUAACAGUGUUACAGCGUGUUUGUCUUUUACAGUAUUAACGGUUGUAUUAUAAUAUCGUGCUCGUGCUGAGAUGUCUCUCUUCAUCCGCUUGCUGUUGAUCUGAUGUCUGUCUGUGUGUGUUGUUGUGUGAGUUUGUGCUCGUCACUUGUACUAGUCUCGGAUGUUGUGUGCUUGUCAUUGCUUUUAGCUCCACCUACUCAAAUCUCUGCUUCCUGAUUGGUCUGUUUGUCAGUGUCAGAGAGGGAGGAUUUGUUUGUGGGUGAAUCUCACAAAGACUCAUCCGUGUCAGUAGUUCAACCGGUAUUUGUGUAAAUGUUCUUGAGGUCUCACGUUGAAAUGCUUUGAAAUCUAUCGUGCACUCUCAUUGGAUAAGUUUUUAAAAGUAUUUUUUUUAAAUAAUUUCUUUCAAUGCGAAACUUACGUUUUAAUAUGUUGACACGAUUAUAUUUUUGCAUACAAAACUAAAUUCAAACAUUGAAGCAUAAGCCGUCUCAUUAUACAUAAAAUUGGGGACAAACAGGAAAUGUUUAUACAGUUUUGCUCAAAAUGAUUCGCACUCAUCUCUAUAGAGGAAUUGUCUCAAUCUCUUUGUCAGGUGUUCUUUAAACGUAUUAGGCAUUAUAAGUUAAGACGCAGAGCUGUUAUCUUGGCAAAAAUAAGAGGUUGUAAAAGAAUAAUUAUGA
This is a messenger RNA of Triplophysa rosa, 2739 nucleotides long. It is a transcript of the gene kcnip1a, whose product is annotated as Kv channel interacting protein 1 a. Gene Ontology annotation, biological process: regulation of potassium ion transmembrane transport. Bases 186 to 833 code for a protein of 215 amino acids. Lineage: Eukaryota; Metazoa; Chordata; Actinopteri; Cypriniformes; Nemacheilidae. Gene Ontology annotation, molecular function: calcium ion binding; potassium channel regulator activity; transmembrane transporter binding. Gene Ontology annotation, cellular component: voltage-gated potassium channel complex. The transcript is spliced from 8 exons. The record is from RefSeq and is a predicted model, not a curated record.